CAUUGGAGGGAAGUGACUUGUGAUGCGUUUACUGAAAUCAAAAGGCUGCACGGAUUUUAGGAACAGGGAGGGGGAAUUGAGAACCUCUUCUUUGUCUGAGGAGACCGAAAGGGGAACGGUUUUUUAUUUCAUUUUACUGUUUUUUCUUUGCCAUAAUUUGGGGAUUUCUACUAAGAUUUCCGCUUAUUUGAGGAUUAUUUAACAAAAAACACGACUAUUGAUGCGCCUUUCUAAUCAAAACAACUGUGAAGUCGGGGCUGUACGUGAACAUCUCUAGACUUCAACACCUGCUUCUGAUGGCGACCAGAGGAAGUUGAUGCAUUUUGACAAAAUCUAACUCCUCAGCCGGUGGGUUCGUGUGCUUGUUGAUGUGGGUUCGUGUUUUGUUGGCGGGCCGGACUGGACCAGGGGCCUGCGUGAACACCGGCGUCCGCCGAUAGAUGCUCUUUACUCCGACCUUCCUGCUGUGGAGGCUCUUCCGACAUCUCUGCAUCAUGUUCAGCUCGGACAGACUCACAGUACCAGAAUAUGUCAGCCGGCUCCAGCGAGGCAGGAGCAGCUCAGGAGGAAGCGACUCCAAGACAGCCGUUUCUCCGGGGCUAAGCACCGACAUCCAGGCGGUCCUGAACACCUCCCUCCCGGCCCUGCGCUCAGCCAUCAGGAGGCUGAAGUCAGCCCAGGAGAACUCGGACUCGAACGAGACCCGCAGGGCCGUCGCAGAGAUCUACCAGCUGGUGGAGGAGGCCUGGGUUCUACCUGCCCUGGGACGUCAGGUGGCCGAAGAGAUCUGCAACCGGAUCCGGCUGGAUGGAGGCCUGGAGCUGCUGCUGCAGCUGCAGCAGACGCCUGAGGUGGAGAUCAUCUAUGAGUCUGCAAAACUCUUGGAGCAGAUACUGAUCUCAGAGAACAGAGACUAUGUAGCACGCCUUGGUCUGGGAGUUAUCCUCAACCUGGCUCGACAGCAGGAAGACGCUCAGCUGGCUCGCAGUGUCUCCGGGAUCCUAGAGCACAUGUUCAAACACACAGAGGAAACAUCUGUCCACCUCAUCUCCAACGGGGCUCUGGAUGCUCUCCUCUUUUGGUGCAGAGGCACAGAUCCCACGGUGCUGCGCCACUGUGCCGUGGCGCUGGCAAACUGCGCUAUGUACGGAGGCCACCGCUGUCAACGGUGGAUGAUCGAGAAGCAGGCGGCCGAGUGGCUCUUCCCUCUGGCUUUUUCCAAAGAGGACGAGCUUAUCCGCUUCCACGCCUGCCUGGCUGUGACCGUGCUGGCCGCAAACCGAGAGAUCGAGAAAGAGGUGGUGAAAUCUGGUACUUUGGAGCUGGUGGAGCCUUUCAUUGCUUCUCUGGAUCCAGAUGACUUUGCCCGCAGUUUGUUGGACAGUGCCGACUGCAUGCAGGGAAAAACUGCAUCUGACCUCCAGCAUCUCCUGCCACUACUGGAUGGCACAAGAGUGGAGGGAAAGUGCAUUGCAGCUUUUUAUCUUUGUGUUGAGGCUAGUAUCAAGUCUCGUCAGCGCAACACUAAGAUAUUUCAAGAGAUCGGAGCAGUGCAGAGCUUGAAAAGAAUCGUCAUGUACUGCAGCAAUGGUACAGCCUGUUUACUUGCUAAGAGAGCGCUAAGCAUGAUGGGAGAAGAAGUGCCCAAAAGAAUCCUCUCUUGCGUCUCCAACUGGAAAACCUGUGAAGUGCGGGUGUGGUUGCAGCAGGUUGGCUUCAGUGCCUAUUGUGACCGUUUCCAGGAGCUUCAGGUGGAUGGAGAUCUCCUUCUGAACAUAACGGAUCAAGAUCUGAGCUCUGAUUUGGGUAUGGCGGCAGGUCUGACCCGCAAGAGAUUUUUGCGAGAAUUACGAGUUCUCAAAACAUAUGCCGACUACUCCACAUGUGACCCAAACAACAUGGCUGACUGGCUGGCUGAGGUGGACCCUCAUUUCCGCCAGUACACCUAUGGCAUGGUCCAGUCAGGAGUGGAUCGAAACAAUGUCCUGAACCUCAAUGAUCACCAGCUGCAGUAUGACUGCCACAUAGAAAACGGAGUCCACAGAGCAAAGAUACUGUCCGCCAACCGCAAGCCGGCCAAGCCAUGCUACACAGAUGCACAGCCGGCAGGGCCCGACGUGUUCAUCAGCUACCGCCGGACGACCGGUUCCCAGCUGGCCAGCCUUCUGAAAGUGCACCUUCAGGUCAGAGGAUACAGUGUCUUCAUAGACGUGGAAAAGCUGGAGGCUGGCAAAUUUGAGGACAAAUUGAUUCAGAGUGUGCAGCGAGCACGGAACUUCAUCCUGGUGUUGUCGGCCAGCGCACUCGACAAAUGCAUGGGCGACACUGGCAUGAAGGACUGGGUGCAUAAGGAAAUAGUCACGGCCCUGACUUGUAAGAAGAACAUUGUUCCAGUCACAGAUAAUUUCAUGUGGCCUGAACCCGCGUCAUUACCUGAAGACAUGAGGGCUAUACUCAACUUCAAUGGGAUCAAAUGGUCUCAUGAGUAUCAGGAAGCCACGAUCGAGAAGAUCAUCCGCUUCCUGAAAGAACCCCAAGACCAAACUGACCGUCCUAAAAAGUCCAAAGAGCAGGAGAAGAAAUAAGCUGAGAGAAACUGCAGCAGAAUCAAAGAUCCGUCAUGAUGUCUCCGUCCUCAUGUUAUGGUGGUUUUCCUUACCGCUAAAAGCGCACGUGAAAUGACCGAUGUUUGGAUGAUGAGCUCACAUAAAUGCCUUGUAAAUGUUCAAAAUGUUAACACAUGAAGUUGAGAAGGGAGUUGGAGUUGUUCAAUAAACUUUAAGCCUUUAAUGUUAUUGACAUUACACUGAUGUACACGUAUAAUAAUAACCAGGUGCAGUAUACCUUUCGUAUCUCAGGAAAAAAAACAGUAAUGAACCAGCCGGCACCCAGUAAAUCCACCAACCCUUCAUUUGUCAUCAAGUUAUUUGGCUUUCUCUCUGUUAACAUGUAUGUACUAAAUCAAUAAAAGCAGGCCUUCAUAUUCCAGAA
Molecule: messenger RNA, 2991 nt
Organism: Oryzias melastigma (Indian medaka)
Lineage: Eukaryota; Metazoa; Chordata; Actinopteri; Beloniformes; Adrianichthyidae
Gene: sarm1
Product: sterile alpha and TIR motif containing 1
Exons: 8
Coding region: 441-2585 (714 amino acids)
Biological process (GO): signal transduction; negative regulation of MyD88-independent toll-like receptor signaling pathway; response to axon injury
Cellular component (GO): dendrite
Molecular function (GO): signaling adaptor activity; NAD+ nucleosidase activity; protein binding
Source: RefSeq, a predicted model, not a curated record